UAUAAAAUGGAUUACAAAUUUAUACACCAAACAUAAUACAUAUAUGUUAUAUAUUGAAAAGUCUAUGCUGGUGGGAAUACUGGCCUACAACACAACAUGUUAAAUACAUGAGUGAUGAACAGUACUACAUAGCGUACUUAACGUGUUGCAAACAAAAAACGAUUAGCUAACAUAUUGUGCAGUUUCUGUGAUAAGGUGCACUGUAACCAGAGUCUGAUGCAAUCGGUGCAGCUGGAAUCUGAAUGAAUUAUUUUCCUGCACUGCCAAUGUGUUGCCGGGCUUGUCCUUGCUCAACAGUUCAAGUUUAACACUUCAACAUCUCACGCUUUGCAUAAUUUGUGUGUUUUUGGAAUCAGUUCAGUCCCUCCAGGAUCUCAGUCAGACAGCUGCAGGUUUCUGUUGCUAGGCCUGUCCUAGCGCUACCUGACCUGUUGCAGUUUGGUGGAAACCCAUUCUGUUGUCUGCAGAUUUCUGUGCUGAAAACGGACUCCCAUCAUCUGUAGAUCUCUCAUGUAAUGUCUGUCUGUAACAACUGUUCAAAGUGUGGUGGAAACUGAUGCUGUCAGCCCCAUUUAUUACACAGAUUAAAAUAACUGAUAUGCUCUUUUUAACACAGUAAUGGGAAGUACAGGCGGGUUUUUCCUCGUGUGAUACCAUAUCUACAAAGACCAUAUAUCAGUGAGACGCUUUAUUUAUAAUCAAUGUAAAUGAGAUGCUGUGAUUGUGGCACAGUAUGCUGUGUAUUAAAAUAUAGUUUCUAAGCCUGUAAGGACAUACAGGGAAGGCUUUCCCCUGAUGUGUCAUACCAUAUCCACAGUAAGGUUGUUUUCUGUAUGUAAAUGAGAUGCUGUGGUUGUGGCCCACAGUAAGGCACACGCUGUAAGUGAAACAGACUGUCAUGGUCUCACACUUGUUUUUACUACAUGGUGAAGCAGCAGGUCAUUCCGUGCAGUCCACACCCUCCUGUGUGAGUGUCCAACACUUACUGACCACACCAUGGACAGCAUUACCAGCUGGUGAUGACCCCUGGUCACUUCAGUUGUGUUGUUUUUCAAGUCCACUGCAGUCUCUAUCUCAGGAGAUGUAAUUUAUUGAGGUUAACCAGUUUUAAUAUUCAUGCAAGUAGAGACUCUUGAGAAAUGAGAUAUUUACAGAUUUUGGUGACUAAUGAAGCCAUAUUGAGUUAAGUUUAUCUCUGUGAGCUCCAUCAGGUCUCUUGUUUUUCAUUGUGUUUAUAAUAACCUGUGACGUGGACGAGAGUAAAAUAUUCGCUUUCUUAUAUUGAUUGGGUGAUGUGACCGUGGAUGGUGCGGCUUGAUUUCAUUACCUUGUUUUAUUUGAUGGAAUAUGUAGUGAACACAGAGAUUUUACCUACAAUAAUUAUCUGCGUAUUGAUGUGAUCUGGCCAAUUACAGUUCCAUUACAUUGCCUGGCAUCAUUUGAUGGAAUAAAACUGGUGUUACAAUGAAUUCUGUGUGUUGAUGUGAUAACACCAUGGCAAUUGCCUAGUCGGCUGAUGGAAUAUGUAGUGAACACCCAUCUACUUCUUACACUGGUUGUGUGCAUCUAUCUGGACACAGGACAUAGGUGAUGGAAGCUGAGGCAGUGAGUGAGGUGGUCAUGAGGAGGAAACCCUCCAGCUCUCAGGACCACGAUCUGAAGCAGAAGAUCGACCACGAGAUGAAGAUGCGCGAGGGGACGGCCAAGCUGCUGGCCGCGUCCAGACACCCGCCCCAGCUGCUGGAGGCCGCCAAGAACCUGCUGACGUCGAACACGCGCAUCUACGCAUACAUGCAAGAGCUGCAGAAGAGGAAGACCGAUGAAGUGAUGGGCAAAAACCAGUCACUAGAAGGAAAUCAGCUGCCAUGUUCCGCGCGUGUCAGUGUGUCAGAUCUGCGGAUUCCUUUGAUGUGGAAGGACAGUGAUCAUUUCAAGAAUAAAGGAGAUUACAGGAGGUACGCUGUGUUUUGUUUGCUGAAAAUUGGAACAGAAAUAUUUGAUACGUCAAUGAUCAGCAACGUGGACAGAAGCAUGACAGACAUUACCUUUGAUGAUGUUAUUGUCUUCAAUAAUAUUGGUCAUGACUUUGAAUGCAAAGUUGAAAUCUAUUGCCACAAGUUACAUGAAGAUCUCUCUAUUGCCAACACACCAAAGAAACUGCGUAAAAAAAUUAACGAUUUAUCAGGCUCAGUUGGGAGAAGUGUCGGGAAGAGACUGUCUGGUUUGAAUGAUGCGGACAUCAUUGGAAAUAUGGUUCUAGGUCCAAAGUUUGACCUUGUUGCCAGAGGUUCCCUUCAGCUGUCAGACGUCGACGAGUCAGUGAGAACGUUUGACGUGGAGCUGGAGAAGAAUGCAGAUGGUGUGGUUCAUGAGUUGCCUCUGUUUGGCCACUACUGCUGUCGGCUGGCAGCAGUUCCUCAGUGCCUUGUUGAAACUGCAGUUACUGGAUACCUCAAUAUUCAGGAAGAUGAUGAUCUCUCCAAGUGGAAGCGGUACUGGUGUGUUCUCAAGAACCUCCAUCUUGCAUGCUGGUCGUCACCCAGCGAUGUCGAAGUCGCCGCACCGCUCUUAACCGUGUCAAUCACCAAGAACACCCAGAUCAGCGACGCGGACCCGGCCACGUGUAACCGGUCUCACACAUUCCACAUCAAGACGGUGUCCCUGACAGGCGUGCUGGAACACACACUGGCCGCAGACAGCCACGAAGACUUCAACCGCUGGUGGGACGGCUUCCAGCAGCACCUCCUCGACCAAGCACUCUGGAAACAUGUCUGUGAUUUUAUAAUGGAUGUUCCACAAACGUCUUUAAGAAAGAACCCAGCCAUCCUAAGAAAGAGCUCAUUAUAUGAUGACACCCCCUUAAUAGAUCGUAACUCUGUCAGCGACCCGGUGAUCACUGAUCUCAAAGAUGACCAGCUCACACAGAUGCUGCACACGCUGAUGGGGGAGGCCAAUCAGAUUCGAGAGGGGACCACGAGACACCACUCCACCAGUUAGUGUGUACACACACACACACACACCACUCCACCAGUUAGUGUGUACAGACACCACUCCACUGUACACCAGUUAGUGUGUACACACACACCACUCCACAAGUGUGUACACACACACACCACUCCACCAGUUAGUGUGUACACACACACACACACACACACACCACUCCACCAGUUAGUGUACACACACACACACCACUCCACCAGUUAGUGUACACACACAUACACACCACUCCACCAGUUAGUGUACACACACACAUACACACAAAGACUGUUGGCACACAAUGACUGUGUUCCAAGGAGGAGAAGCUAAAGAAAUACAAGGUCUGGCAAUACGCAAUGUUUAAAGAUGGUGGAAUGUGUUUAAAAGUAACAUGAUUGGUAAAUAUAUUCUUCGAAGAUGACGGUGGAAAUAAAGAAAUAAUAUGACUGGGAAGUUUUGCUUAUUUCAACAAGAAAAAUGUGAAACUUUAGAAAAUGUGGUGUUCCAUGUUGAAGGUGGAAAUACGUAUAUGUGUAGAAAUGGAGAAAAUACGUAUAUGUGUAGAAAUGGUGAAAAUACGUAUAUGUGUAGAAAUGGUGAAAAUCAGAAGAGAAUUGUAUUUAAAGAUGAAGAGGAAAAUAACUAACAGGAAAUAUAUACAACUAACAGGGAAUAUAUACAGGGAAUUCCCUGUUAGUUAUAUUUAUAACUAACAGGGAAUAUUGAGUCUACAGAGGAUAGAUCAAGAUGGAAUCAGUUUUGCCAGGAUCUGUGUGUUUGUGUUCUAAUGUGUGUAAUGAAUGGAACAAUGGCUUGAUUGCUGACCGUCAGUCGGAGAUGAGAAAUGUUUGUAAUUGCCAAUAUUAGUGCCAACUGUUCCCUUGUCUUCUCACGAUGAACAGCUUAUAAUAACACUGAUACUUUCUAAACCUGUAUUCUGGAUUUUGUAUUUUUCCCACUAUUUUUCUUCUCGAA
Gigantopelta aegis is the source of this 3951-nucleotide messenger RNA. RefSeq names its product rhotekin-2-like. Gene Ontology annotation, cellular component: actomyosin contractile ring. Gene Ontology annotation, biological process: actomyosin contractile ring assembly; septin ring organization; mitotic cytokinesis. The record is from RefSeq and is a predicted model, not a curated record. The transcript is spliced from 13 exons. Lineage: Eukaryota; Metazoa; Mollusca; Gastropoda; Neomphalida; Peltospiridae. Bases 1591 to 2997 code for a protein of 468 amino acids.